AUGUGCAAAAACCCAAAAUUCAACGAUCGCAACGAUGAGAACAGUGAUCCUGGACGAUUAUCUUGUUGUAAGUUUAACACCUUGUCUAACCUACCGUGACGUACCAUAUCCUACCGUACCCUACCCUAAUUCCACAAAUUUCAGUCACAGCCCACUCCCUUCCGAGUACGUCAUCCCUCCACCACAGUCCAGGCCAAUCACCCGACUUUCAAACCGGCUCAUUGCCAAAUCAAAGCCGCCAAAACUCGUUGUCGCCGCAUCAAAAUGAGCCCAGUACCAGCUAUUUGCCUAUUGAUCAACUCUUACGACAAAACAUGGCAUAUCAAACAGAACUAGACAACUUUAAACUUGGCAACUUUACAGGAAAUUUUAAGCCUGAAAAUGCUACUGGACACGACAUGGAGAAUAUUUUCAACAAUACUAGUGGCAUACCAUUUGCUGCUCUUUUAAGCGGAAUGCUAGGACCUGGCUUGCAAAAUGUCAUGCCUCAGCUAUCAGCACCUACUACACCUCAGCAGCUAUUGCCUACGCUGCAGCCAGUUUUCGCUGUCCAGCAAACGUUACCAUUACAAGCGACCGACCGACCAACGUUACCAUUACAACAGACGGUCACGCCUACGUUACCAGUACAUGCCACGGUCACACCUACGUUACCAGUACAAGCGACAAUCAAUCCUACUGGACCUGUAAACCCUAUGUUUGCUCAAAAUGCAAUCACUCUUCCACAAAGGCAAGGGUUACAACAACAACACAUUCCAAAGCUUCCAAAUUAUCUACAGACAAUGAUGUUAAACCAACAGUUUUUGCAACAAAACCUGAGGUUUGGGCAGGUGAGUGAAGGAAAAAGUGAAGUAAAUGAAGUGACAAGGGCUGGCAAUAAAGGAAGUCAAGAGUUAGAAGAAGAACCAACUACUUUAACUCCAGCAGUACCCCUAGACCCUAAUGUGUAUGCUAACAUUAUUAAAAACAGUGUGGAGACGUGGAAUGCACAAGGUCAACAAUAUGUCAGCAGCUCAUCUGAAACUCUUCCAAAUGACCUCAAAGACUCUUCAGAUGUUCUUUUAAGAGAUUUGUCACCUGAAGAUUCCAAAUUACCCAAAGUUCAAGAAGAGCUACCAGGGCUUCUUGAAGAGCCCGUAGAUGUCAAUGCUUCUGAAGAACAAUGUGCGUCUAUACAAAGUCAGCAAAAGCAGCUCACCGUGAAUGGCAUACCGUUCGACGGCUCGCCAUUGGCUAUGCUGUUGAAUAUAAAACAGUUGGAAGAAAUCUCAAGGAAAGACAAAAAUAACAACUGUGAAGAGGACAUGAGGUUUACAAAUGGUAAUGGUAGUGCCGAAGAUGAUGGUACGGCCAGAAUGUUCGAUCUUCCCUUAUACAGGCCAGUACCAAAGCCACUAAAGGAUGUUCCGACUUCAGACACUGCUUUAAAAACCACGACUAAAAGCAACAGCCAUGAUGAAGCUAAAGGUCUUAGUACUUUUUGUUCAGAGAGUUUUUCAACAUCGCGACUUCCCAUUCUUUUGUCAGAAUUACCUACAACUACAGUAAUUGCAUCAGAAGAGCCAAAAGCAAUUGCAUUAUCAUUAGAAGAACUUAAAACUACAGUACCUUUAGCAGAACAAACUAAAUCUACAGUACCAUCAUCAGAACAAACUACAACUACAGUACUUCCUACACUUUGUCCCACGGACCCUUUUACAGUAAUCCCAACCCUAUCAUCUGAAGAAACUGUAGUAUCAACCAACGACAUGAUUUAUUGUAAUCCGCCAAUUUUAAAACCUGAAGUUAUGAAUAACGAAAGCCUACUCAACAUCCUGCUGAGAGCUAACAAUAACCAGUCAGACGGACUAAAGAAUGCGAUGAGUAAUAUCAGUCUGGACAAGCGGAUGCCGUACACAUUGGUCUCACAGCCCUCGCUUUAG
Messenger RNA from Bursaphelenchus okinawaensis, 1922 nucleotides. The record is from the annotation of a GenBank genome assembly. NCBI's taxonomy places the organism in Eukaryota, Metazoa, Nematoda, Chromadorea, Rhabditida, Aphelenchoididae.